Messenger RNA from Symbiodinium sp. CCMP2592, 1401 nucleotides. NCBI's taxonomy places the organism in Eukaryota, Dinophyceae, Suessiales, Symbiodiniaceae. The record is from the annotation of a GenBank genome assembly.
AUGGGGUCAAAGGCCAACAUCGGGGUGGACUGCUGGACGUUUUCAGGCGCAGAGUUGCUGGAUGUCGAUCAUGUUUGGACGAGUCUUGGCUUCGAGUCGCAUCUCAGUGACGGCAACAUGCCGCGUGUCAUAUCAGGCGGAGGAGAUGGCACCGGGUCCUUUGCCAUGUUCAUCGUGUUCUUGGCGCUGCGGGCGGACGAUGCGAGAAAAGUCGAAGGACUCGAGGAUAAAGGGAAUGGCUUCAUCUGGUCAGAUGCGGAGAUGGCAGAGAGCUUCCCCGCCAUUGCGCAGAUGCCCCUGGGCUCCGCCAACGACUUCGGAAACAUCCUCGGCUGGGGUCAGAAAUAUCCCGGUGACGUCUCUUGCCCCUGCGGGCCGUGCGGGGGCCGGGAGACCGCCUUCUCCAACCUCAAGCGCUGGCUCAUGGCUGUCAUGAAUCCGAAGUCUCGUGUUGUGAACUUCGAUGUCUGGGGGCUAAUGCCUCCAAGAGGCCAAGAUAGCUGCAACUUCAAGCUGGCAGAGCUGACCGGCCGACGUGGCCGAAAUCCCAAUGCCAAGGUGGAUGGUCAGCGACAAGUGCGCUUGAAGCAGGCGGGCAAGCCCGUGCCCUUCUUCAUCUGCUUGUACUUCUCGGCUGGCCUCGGGGCCUACAUGACCUCACGAUUUCAAAUCAACCGGCGCAAGACACCGUUGCGGAACCGGGCAGAGUAUGUCCGGCAGCUGCUGGGCAUUGUCACAGAACCGACGCCUCCGCAGCUGAGCCUGCGGCUCACCGGCAUCACCAUAGACUGCGAGGAGGAAGCGUACUUCCCUCCGCGACGAAACUUGCCCAACCAGGGGAGGAAAUACCGCGAAGUCGGCUUUUACAACAUCAACUGGCAGGCUCACGGAUUGCACGGAGCUGACCGGGCCUCCGUCGGCUCCCGACUCUGCUGCUCGAGCCGUUCACCUGUGAAGUUCAACGAUGGGAAGAUCGAUAUGUUCAGAUGGAAGUUCGCGUCCUUCUUCAAGAACCCGGGCACCACGAUGCAGACCGACAAGAAGGAGGAUAUGCUGCUCAACUUCAGCACAGAACAGCAGAAGGGCAAGGGCGUCUUCUUCCAGUGGGACGGUGAGGCACGAUACGCCUUCAAUCCGGAUGGUGAGGAUUUCCAAAUCUACAUCAGGAAGGUCUUGAACGUCCCAGUGGUCAUUGGGCCAUGGGUUGACGAGAGGCUCACGGGAGACCUGAACAACGGCGAGCAGGUGGAGUUCAGCUUCUUCGGCAAAGACGCAGAAGACAAGCAAGCGGUCCGCAGGCGCGUCCUUCAGCUUGUCAGCGGCGGGCUGGACACCGAGCUGAUCGCUUCUGUCGAGGAGAUUUUGGGUGCCGGCCUGAGAAUGGCGGGACCGUCACAGUGA